Prorocentrum cordatum is the source of this 1713-nucleotide messenger RNA. The record is from the annotation of a GenBank genome assembly. NCBI's taxonomy places the organism in Eukaryota, Dinophyceae, Prorocentrales, Prorocentraceae.
AUGGAGGUCGAGAGCGUGCUCAGCAGUGGCGAGUCCGUUGGUCAGGCGGCUGAGCCCGCGGUCCCCGAUGUGCCGCUGCAGCCGCAGCCCUUGCCGCCCACGCAGCAUGAGACGCAGGUGGACUACUCGGAGCACUCGGGCAGCGCGCAGCCCCCGCCGACGGCCUCGCAGCUUGGACUCGAGCCGCCAGCCGAGGGCGAGACUGACGACGAGGCCGACGAGAAGGCAGCGGUGGAGCAGGCCGUGAAGGACGUGAAGGAGGCAGAGGCGCGCGAGGCGGUGGCAGAGGUCGAGCGCUAUGAAGCAUCGCAGCGCACCCGGCAAGAGCAGAACAUGGCCGAGCCGCAGGAUGGUCAGCAAGUCGCCCCCCAUGAGCAGGGUGGCGCAGACGCAGCUGCUGGCGACGCUGCAGAUGGCUUACUGCAGGACCGCGACAUCGACAUCGAGGAGGACAAGAAGCCGUACGUCAUUCAGGGUGCCAACCUUCAGCACUUGUUCGAGCAGGAGGUGCAGAGGGUUCGCGAUCCGACGGGCCAGCUGCAGAGUAGCGUGGACUCCGAGAAGGCGUUCCUGGCGGCGCGGCAGAAGUGGGGCGAGAAGCCCUCGGAGUGGCCGACGAGGGACACCCCGCCUUACGACGCGGUGCUGGAGGAGUGCGCCAACAACGGCUUCGUGUUCAACAAGAGGUCGGCCAUGGGUAGCCGCUUUGGCCUGUACAUCGCAUCGCACUGGUCGCAGGAUAAGCAGGACGAGUACUCGAAAGCUGGCAACGACAAGAAGAAGUCCAUGAGGCAGGAGUGGGCUGAGGGCAAGUGGCAUGACUACGAGAAGACGCGCAGGCUCGUGAAGUCGAGGACCGAGCUGGACAGCUCGAUAGGGACGCUCCUCAACCUGGACGCUCUCAUAGUAGCAGAAGGGGGACACGACCGCCCUGCAGCCGUGCAGGGCGCGAUCAACAUCGCCAUGUCCUGCAUCAAGCGAGGCCCUCCUCAUUGCGAGCUCAACGAGGACAGCGGCCGCCUCGAGUUUCGCCACAACAAGAAGCAGAACAGGAUCGACCACGCCAAGAGGUGGGAGACGGAGCAGCUCGAGAAGCAGGAGGUGAAGAAGGCCAGGGUCGAGACCUCGACGGGCACGGGCGCCUCCAGCUCUGGCGCCUGCAGCUCUGGCGCGUCGGGAUCGGCGGGGAGUCUGCCGACGCCGCCAGCAGCGCCGCCAGCAGAGCCACCAGCAGCGCCACCAACGCCUGUCAUCGUCACGCCAUCGCCGACUGGCCAGGGCCGCAAGAAGGCGCUUGACGAGACGCCCGCCCAGAUGACCAAGAAGCCGAAGGGCAAGGGCAAGGGCGGCAAGCACAAUAAUAAGAAGGGCGGCGCCGUCUCCGAGAAAUCCAUGAAGACGACCAUCCAGAACACGAUCAACCUGUACUCGAACACCACCCUGCAGAUCAAGUCGCUCUUGCGGAAGAUCGAGAAUGAGCCGAACUGGGCAAGCGUCAAGCAUUUCCAGGGCUCGUUGCAGAAGGACCUCGAGCAGCUGGAGACCGACGCCAUGGCCGACAAGGUGUUCCAGUGCGUCCUCUUCAGCGACACUGAGUCCCACACGAUUCAGGAGUACUUCGACUCGUGCAACCAGAAGUCGGAGGAGAUCACGAAGCUCGCUGAGAAGGUGGCCAACAUCAACAAGAUGCAGGAGCUCGCGGCCAGCAUGUAG